UUUUGCCCACCCCCCAGCACCAGGUGUGGCCACUAGCCUAUAUGAAGGCCCAAAAUUGUGUGUUCCUUUCUGCUCUGACAAUGGCAUGCCCAUUCGUGCGAGAUGUGGUGGAUGAAGAAGCACUUGUGCUGAGGAGAGCCUUCAGGCGAGAAAGGGUCUUCAGGGCCGGUUGGACCCACUGGCCUUCCCUGAUGACCAUCUAUAUGAAAGAUACAGGUUUUCUGCAGAUGGCAUCAGGUAUCUAUGCAGACUACUGGGUCCCAGGAUUAAGCACCGCACUGCACGGAGCCAUGCACUGAGUGUGGAGCAAAUGGCUUGUGUGGCCUUGCGCUUUUUUGCUAGUGGAGCCUUCCUGUACUCAGUGGGGAUGCAGAACAGCUGAACAAGGCCACAAUUUGCCGCACAAUAAGGAGUGUGUGUCUGGCUAUCAAAGCAUUAGCAGAUGUCUUCAUCUCCUUCCCUGGCCACAGAAGACUCUGUGACAUCAAAGAGGAGUUCUAUAGGAUUGCAGAUGGUCUGCAAUGCUGACUGUGUGAUCAGCAAUGUUGUGGCAAAAUGGCCUGGCUCAGUCCAUGACUCCAGAAUCUUUCGGGCCUCUGAAAUCUAUCACAAGGUGAAUUCUCUGGUGUGUUGCUGGGAGACAGGGGUAUGGCUGCCAGCCUUUUCUCCUGACACCUUUCACAGACCCCAGGAAGCACAGCAGGCCUACAACCAUGCCCAUGCCAGGACCAGGGCCAGAGUUGAAAUGACCUUUGGCCUCCUGAAGGCACGCUUUCACUGCCUUCACAAAUUAAGGGUCAGCCCUGUUAGGGCAUGUGAUAUUACUGUGGCUUGUGCUGUCCUCCACAAUGUGGCCUGCCUGAGGAAGGAGAGGGCCCCCAGAGUGCCACCAGCCAUGGACUGGGACAAUCCGGCAAUCUUCCCUGAUGACGACAGUGGUCGGCUGCUGAGGGACCAAUAUGUGUUGAAUUAUUUUAGUUAGUAUGUGUGCUUUCAAUUUUGGUUAAAUAUGUCCUGCGGUGGCAGAGGAAUUUGUUUUUUUGGGUUCGUUUUUGACGAAUUUGGCCUCUUAUGAUGUUUGUGCGGUAUACUGUGUGUAAUACAAGGCUGCAGGGAGGCUACUGCAUCCAUUCAUUUGUCUGUUCAGUUGAUGUGUAUGGAUUUGUCCUGCAUUUAUUUUAGUGUGCAGACAUGCAGGGUGUGUUAUAUACAGACCUUUGAAUGUGUAUGUAUCAUUUUGUAUAAUAUGCUUGGAUUCUGUGCUUUCCAUCUUGUAGAGUCACUGUGACUUCAGUUUCGAAAGGAGCUGAUGGUUUACCUGCUUUGUUUUGUCCUUAUUCAAUAAAGGAACAUAAUGUUA
Messenger RNA from Oncorhynchus nerka (sockeye salmon), 1360 nucleotides. Its product is annotated as putative nuclease HARBI1. The record is from RefSeq and is a predicted model, not a curated record. Bases 443 to 982 code for a protein of 179 amino acids. NCBI's taxonomy places the organism in Eukaryota, Metazoa, Chordata, Actinopteri, Salmoniformes, Salmonidae. The transcript has 3 exons.